Molecule: messenger RNA, 1192 nt
Organism: Ricinus communis (castor bean)
Lineage: Eukaryota; Viridiplantae; Streptophyta; Magnoliopsida; Malpighiales; Euphorbiaceae
Product: tetratricopeptide repeat protein 1
Exons: 5
Coding region: 120-881 (253 amino acids)
Molecular function (GO): protein binding
Source: RefSeq, a predicted model, not a curated record
AUUCUGGAACUCGUAUAAACAAAAAAAGUUUUAUUUUAUUGGUUCCAAUUUAGUCCUCUGAUCUUUCUAGCUAUUGAACUCUGAAAAGACAUAACAGCACAAUCAAGCGGUGAACAAAAAUGGUGGUGAUAGAGGCUGAAGAAGUAUCGUCAUCAUCGUCAAAAACGACGACGCAUUCAACCAAAGAAACUGAAACUAUAAAACCAGCAGCAGAAACGAAUAUGAACGGAAACGACUCCGAUGGAUUCGAAACGGCAAGCGAACGCGAAGUUAGCGACAACGAAGAUCAACAAGUAAAAGAGAAUCCGGACUCUAAUCAAAACGACGACGAAUUAAAACAGAAAGAGGCAUUAGAAGAAGCGAAUGAAGCGAAAUUGGAAGGAAAUAAAGUGUUUGGAGAAGGGAAAUAUGAGGAAGCAUUGUUAAAAUAUGAAGUUGCCUUACAAGUAGCACCUGAGAUUCCUUCUUCCGUGGAGUUACGAUCCAUAUGCCAUUCGAAUCGCGGUGUAUGCUUCUUGAAAUUGGGAAAAUAUGAGGAUACAAUCAAGGAAUGUACUAAAGCCCUAGAGCUUAAUUCUUCCUAUAUCAAAGCUUUGCUUAGAAGAGGAGAGGCUCAUGAAAAACUUGAACACUUUGAGGAGGCUAUAGCUGAUAUGAAAAAAAUCUUGGAAUUGGAUCCUUCAAAUGACCAAGCUAAGAAAGCCAUCUAUCUCUUGGAGCCGUUGGCUGCAAUAAAGCGAGAAAAAAUGAAAGAAGAGAUGAUUGGGAAGCUGAAAGAACUGGGUAACAAUGUUCUGGGUCGAUUUGGGAUGAGUGUGGACAAUUUCAAAGCUGUUAAAGAUCCAAAUACUGGUUCUUAUUCUGUUUCUUUCCAACGGUAGUCUUGUGGUAUGAGACCAAACAAACAAUGUGAGAAGAAUGAAGGCUGUCCACUAGAAUGAUAUAGAAUCAGUGGGUGGGAAGUAACAUAUGGAAUGCGUGCAUAAUUUGACAAGAUUUUUGUUUCUCUUCAUGAUGGAGCGUAUGUUGUGCAGUUUGUAAAACCUUAAAUUGAAGAACUUGAACUGUAAUGCUUGGAUUAAUAGCUUAAACAGUCUCUUUUCGGUUUUCACAAGUUUCCUUGAUGCACGACUUAAUGUUUUGUCAUUGUAAUGCCUGGCUACCGUUUAAUUCCAUUCAUGUUCUCUGAUUA